UCUAAAUAUUCAUCGACAUCUUCACUAGGGGUACCUUCAUCUGGAUCAUAGUGCUGCUGAAGUCUCUGUAUAAUGUGCACGAGUGUAUAUGUGGGAGGAUAAAUUAAAUUAUGUCCCAUUUUUGCUCCAUUUUCAUCCCACUGAUCACUUUGUAAGCGCGUUGAGCAUCAAAAGUGGAAGUGAGAGUGUUAAUAUAGGGCAAAUGCCUAUUUAAUUUCACUGUGGAGGAGCUUUACAUUAUUAGAUGCUCUCUGAGAAAUAAUCGUACAAAAUAUUGAAGGAAGUGCGCGUGGAAGAGGAAAAGUAUCGAGAAAUACACACAAAAAAUAAAAUAGGACAAAUGUGUCAUUGUGAAGUUUAAAACUAAAAUAUAAUUCAAGUGGAAAUAAAUUGAAAAUUUUUAUAUCAUCAUCUUUAUUAGAUACUCAACUCGUCGUAUCAAUUUUCCCCCCAGUGUUUACACCCAUAAGGAAAGUGAUGAUUUUAUUUUCAUCACAGAGAUAGUCGAGUAGAAAAUAAACAAAUAAUAAACUUGUCAGUGGAGGAUUGUAUUAGUGAAUCCUGGAGAUCAAGAGACAAAGUACAGAGCGAGGCGCGUAUGAAAGUGCGAAAAGAAGUAAAAUAGCUGACAGAUGUGUUUUGAGAAAUGCUGCGCUGGUGAUAUUGCGCAAUUUUUGGUGUGAAGGAAAGCGCUCUUGGUGAACACAGAAAAAAAAAUCUGGUGCACAUCCAAUUUCAUCCGUGAAACUUCCCGCUGUGGCUGGUGCUGUGAGAUCUUGCAUGGGGGUUGGAAAAAUCCAGCAGUGUAAACUGAUAAAUUGACGAUUGAGAGAGAGAAAUGACUUUGAUUGGAAUUGCUGGUUGAGGCACAAAAAUGACAAAUGAGUGGGUGGAAUGGUUCAGUGACAAUAGAGUAAAGACUACAAUCCGCGGAAGCAGCAAUAAUUUCAUUAGCAGCUAUCAGAAUAAUAAAAUAUCUGGAAUGGGUCUCAAAACACAUACAAUUAUGAAAUCUCUACAAAAACCUAGAGAUGUUCCUACUCAAAUGCCACCGUUGACACCUGGAACGAAUAAAAAACUCUCAGAGGCCCUCAAGGCGUCCUUCUCGUCGUGGGAGAAGGAAGUGCAAAACAGGAACAUCACCAAAGAUCCCCGAUUGUGGACGGAGGAGCAUGUAUUGUAUUGGCUAAAAUGGUCAAUUAAGGAGUUCUCAUUGGAAAAUGUAAAUUUUGAUCCAUUCAUGAGGUUGAAAGGCCGCGACAUGGUUGCUCUGGGCCGCGAGAGGUUUCUCUCAAUAACACCACCCUACACAGGUGAUAUUCUCUGGGAGCACCUGGAGAUUCUACAGAAAGAAUGCGAAAGCUCACUGGAAAGCAAUAUGACCAAUAGCUUUGAUCCUGCUUGCACAGCAGAAUUAUGUGAUUAUUUGGGUAAUAAUCAAAAAUUGAGCGGAAAUCCCGUGUCAAUGGAUUUUUCUCUUGCUAAAGGCUUUAAUGAUUUCACAGCAUCUCAAGAGAGACAUGAUAGUAACACACCGCCAGCAAUGUCUGGAAGUUCGCAGUCAUCGACUUCGGCGCGGCAGGAGUCCAGCGGACCGACGAAUUUGUCCUACAUGCAAAUGACGCUCCAGCGACAGGCGGCUGCCGGUGACGAGGGUGGCGGCGGCGGAUUCUCGCAGAGGCAGCCGCAGCAUCAGCCACCAGCGCAGCAACUCAAAGAGGAGCCCAACACAUGUUCCACCCUCUAUCGCAACAACAUCAACGGACUCCAGGACGACAUAUCGCUGAGGAACUUCAACCUGCUGACCAAUCCAUGCAGUUAUGGUGGUGAGAAUGAGUACAAUUCCCUGGCGCAGGAGGUGGCGUCUGGGCAGCAGCAGUAUCUCGAGCGAAGUCCCGAGUUCUAUGCGGGCAUCAUUGAUCAGAAAUUCAAUUCGCCAUAUCACAAGAGCGGCACCAGCGGCGCCUAUCCGCGCGGCGGUGGCGGCGGCACUAUGAGUGGCGGCGGCGGCCCAUUCCAGGAGCCCCCGUACGACUUUCCCGCCCAGUACGACGCUCCGCCGUAUCAGACAGUUCCUGUGAGCUCAUCCGCGAGUGCAGACCAAUGGACAGGUGGCCAUCAUCCGCACACGGAGCUGCAGCACCAGGCGUACAUGAGCUCCGUGGGCUUCGACAAGACCAUCCUGGGCACGUAUGCCACGCAAAAUGGGGCGCCAUGCUUCACUGGUUCCGGACCCAUUCAGCUUUGGCAGUUCCUAUUGGAGCUCCUCACGGACAAAUCGUGCCAGAGCUUCAUCUCAUGGACUGGAGAUGGAUGGGAGUUUAAGCUCACAGAUCCAGAUGAGGUUGCUCGACGCUGGGGAAUUCGGAAAAAUAAACCAAAAAUGAACUAUGAAAAAUUGAGCAGAGGCCUCCGCUACUACUAUGAUAAAAAUAUUAUACAUAAAACGGCUGGAAAGCGCUACGUGUAUCGAUUUGUGUGUGAUCUUCAGAACUUGUUAGGAUAUUCUCCAGAGGAGUUACAUGCCAUGGUGGAGUUGAAGCCGGAGAAGAAGGAGGACGAGUAAGGCGAGCAAUUUAUCAAUUUAUUACUAUUUGAACAAAAAUAUUUCUUUUUUUUGUAAUUACGUAAAAAUGUGAAAAUGUAUGUGUUGAAUAGCAAUUGAAAAGUGAAUAAUUUAAUUGGAAAGAAGCAAAAGAGAGUUAAUGCUGAGAGAUGCAUAAUAUGGCGUAAGAGUUUUGUCUUUUGAACUAGAUUAUUUACUUUGCCAGACUGGUCGUCGUACAUUAUUUCAAUUUCUAUACAGUAAUUCUUAAUGUUUAAUUUAAAAUGUUGAAGAAAGCAAAAAGGUUUAUAUAAAACAAAUAUUUUAAAUAUUACAAUGAAAUCUAUUUCUUCGACAUUUAGGUUUUUUUCUUUAUUGUAGAAGAAGCGAUUUGUUAGAAUGUUUGAUAAAUCUCUGUAAGAGAGAGAGAGAGAUAGAGAGAGAAAGAGAGAGAGAGAAAGAGGGAAAUAUUCUGUUUCUUCAAAAAUACAGUCUUUUUUUCUCAUUGAAACCACAAAAAAGUGAAGCAGUACAUAAAAGAUAAAAAAAAUAUGUGUAGAAAGAAGCAGAAAGAAGUGAAGUUAAUAUCAAUGUCGCCCACAGAAUAAUCACCAAAUUUUUUUUUUUUCUAUUUUUAUUUUAUAAUAGAAAAGAUAGAUUAUAAUUGUUACAAAGUAAUAAAUUUCAUUUAAUUCUCCAGAGUGAAGAAAAAAGAAUGAGGUUGAUAAGGCAAGAGAGCUGCAAGACCCAAAAUGGUGUUUUCAGCGCUGAUUAGCCGUGCUGUUGUGUGGGUGAAAGAGAGAGAAAGAAGAAAUUUAAGUAUUUAGCGUAACAUUUUUCGCAUCGAUUCCCACUUAAAUAUUCAUCAGGCCAUUUAUUAUGGCCAUUUAAUCUGUUUUCCGGUGAAGUGAUUAGUAGAACUUUAUGUUGUGAUUGAGCCAUUACCAAAAAAAAAAUUAUGGCGCUGGGGAAGACAAGCAGUGAGGAAAUGUUUGUGUAUUUUCCAUCAAUAUCAGAUAUUUAUCUUUUUUCGGCUAUACUUUCUUCACUCCGUGUUCGCCGUUGAUGAUGCUGAAAGGAGGCGGGAAGAUACACGCGAAAACAUAUACACAGGAGAUGGAAUAAGUUUACACAGAGAAGAAAGAGAUAUUCUUCUUUUGAUCUCUAUUGGAUUAUUAUUAUUAAAACAUUUAUUAAAAUCGCCAAAA
Phlebotomus argentipes is the source of this 3753-nucleotide messenger RNA. RefSeq names its product ETS-like protein pointed (gene pnt). NCBI's taxonomy places the organism in Eukaryota, Metazoa, Arthropoda, Insecta, Diptera, Psychodidae. Gene Ontology annotation, cellular component: nucleus. Gene Ontology annotation, molecular function: DNA-binding transcription factor activity, RNA polymerase II-specific; sequence-specific DNA binding. The coding region runs from base 875 to 2566 and encodes 563 amino acids. Gene Ontology annotation, biological process: regulation of transcription by RNA polymerase II; cell differentiation. The transcript is spliced from 8 exons. The record is from RefSeq and is a predicted model, not a curated record.